This is a messenger RNA of Dipodomys spectabilis (banner-tailed kangaroo rat), 3422 nucleotides long. It is a transcript of the gene Patz1, whose product is annotated as POZ/BTB and AT hook containing zinc finger 1. Gene Ontology annotation, biological process: regulation of cytokine production; regulation of immune system process; negative regulation of transcription by RNA polymerase II. The transcript has 5 exons. The coding region runs from base 248 to 2311 and encodes 687 amino acids. Lineage: Eukaryota; Metazoa; Chordata; Mammalia; Rodentia; Heteromyidae. The record is from RefSeq and is a predicted model, not a curated record. Gene Ontology annotation, cellular component: nucleus. Gene Ontology annotation, molecular function: protein binding; DNA-binding transcription factor activity, RNA polymerase II-specific; RNA polymerase II cis-regulatory region sequence-specific DNA binding.
GUGCGCGAUCGGGUGGGGGUGGUGGCGGCUAUGUGGGGGGUGGUGCGCUCUGCCGUCUAGACAGUCGGAUCUGGACGGGGAGGGGGGGGGGGGCGUGUGCGCUGGGCGCACCUGCGAGACUACCGAGCCCCCCGGCCGGCACGUGUGGGGAGUGGACGCGUCCGCUGCGCCCCGCUUCGCAGUACUUAGGGGAAGGGAGGGGGGCGGGUGGGUGCUGCGGCCCAGAUAGUGGGAGGGGGCGGCGGCCAUGGAGCGGGUAAACGACGCUUCCUGCGGCCCGUCGGGUUGCUACACCUACCAGGUGAGCAGGCACAGUACCGAGAUGCUGCACAACCUGAACCAGCAGCGCAAAAACGGCGGCCGCUUCUGCGACGUGCUCCUGCGGGUGGGCGACGAGAGCUUCCCGGCGCACCGCGCCGUGCUGGCAGCCUGCAGCGAGUACUUUGAGUCGGUGUUCAGCGCCCAGUUGGGCGACGGAGGUGCUGCGGACGGGGGUCCUGCAGACGUGGGGGGCGCGGCGGCAGCUCCGGGCGGCGGGGCUGGGGGCAGCCGGGAGCUAGAAAUGCACACCAUCAGCUCCAAGGUGUUCGGGGACAUCCUGGACUUCGCCUACACUUCCCGCAUCGUGGUACGCCUGGAGAGCUUCCCCGAGCUCAUGACGGCCGCCAAGUUCCUGCUGAUGAGGUCGGUCAUCGAAAUCUGCCAGGAAGUCAUCAAACAGUCCAACGUGCAGAUCCUGGUGCCCCCUGCCCGGGCCGACAUCAUGCUCUUUCGGCCUCCUGGGACCUCAGACUUGGGCUUUCCUUUGGACAUGACUAACGGGGCAGCCUUGGCAGCCAAUAGUAAUGGCAUCGCAGGCAGCAUGCAGCCGGAGGAGGAGGCUGCCCGGGCAGCAGGUGCAGCCAUUGCCAGCCAAGCUUCUUUGCCUGUGUUACCUGGGGUGGACCGCUUGCCCAUGGUGGCUGGACCCCUGUCCCCCCAACUGCUGACUUCCCCAUUCCCCAAUGUGGCAUCCAGUGCCCCUCCACUGACUAGCAAGCGAGGCCGGGGCCGCCCAAGGAAGGCCAACCUACUGGACUCGAUGUUCGGGUCCCCAGGGGGCCUGAGAGAGGCAGGCAUCCUUCCAUGUGGCCUAUGUGGGAAGGUGUUCACCGACGCCAACCGGCUCCGGCAGCACGAGGCCCAGCACGGUGUCACCAGCCUCCAGCUGGGCUACAUCGAUCUUCCUCCUCCAAGGCUGGGUGAGAAUGGGCUCCCCAUCUCUGAGGACCCUGAUGGCCCCCGAAAGAGGAGCCGGACCAGGAAGCAGGUGGCUUGUGAGAUCUGUGGCAAGAUCUUCCGCGAUGUGUACCAUCUCAACCGACACAAGCUGUCUCAUUCUGGGGAGAAGCCCUACUCCUGUCCCGUGUGUGGGCUGCGGUUUAAGAGGAAAGACCGCAUGUCCUACCAUGUGCGGUCCCAUGAUGGGUCCGUGGGCAAGCCCUACAUCUGCCAGAGCUGUGGGAAAGGCUUCUCCAGGCCUGAUCACUUGAAUGGACAUAUCAAGCAGGUGCACACUUCUGAGCGGCCUCACAAGUGUCAGACCUGCAAUGCUUCUUUCGCCACUCGAGACCGCCUGCGCUCCCACCUGGCUUGUCAUGAAGACAAGGUUCCCUGUCAGGUGUGUGGAAAGUACCUGCGGGCAGCAUACAUGGCCGACCACCUGAAGAAGCAUAGCGAGGGGCCCAGCAACUUCUGCAGUAUCUGUAACCGAGGUUUCUCCUCUGCCUCCUACUUAAAGGUCCAUGUUAAAACCCACCACGGUGUUCCCCUUCCCCAGGUCUCCAGGCACCAGGAGCCCAUCCCGAAUGGGGGAGCAGCGUUCCACUGCGCCAGGACCUAUGGCAACAAAGAAGGCCAGAAAUGCUCACAUCAGGAUCCGAUUGAGAGCUCCGACUCCUAUGGUGACCUUUCUGAUGCCAGUGACCUGAAGACACCUGAGAAGCAGAGUGCCAACGGCUCCUUCUCCUGUGACAUGGCUGUCCCUAAAAACAAAAUGGAGUCUGACGGGGAGAAGAAGUACCCAUGCCCUGAAUGUGGGAGCUUCUUCCGUUCUAAGUCCUACUUGAACAAACACAUUCAGAAGGUGCACGUCCGGGCCCUUGGGGGUCCCCUGGGGGACCUGGGCCCUGCCCUUGGCUCACCUUUCUCUCCCCAGCAGAACAUGUCUCUCCUCGAGUCCUUUGGGUUUCAGAUUGUUCAGUCGGCCUUUGCAUCAUCCUUAGUAGAUCCUGAGGUGGACCAGCAGCCCAUGGGGCCUGAGGGGAAGUGAGGCAGAUGCAACGUCCCCACAGGAACAGCCAUCCGGGGACUACUGAGAAAUGCUGUGAAUGCGGAGGGAAGUAAUGUUUUGGGGUUCUGUAGCUGAGAGAUUUUUAUUCAUUUUUAACCCCCUCCCCCAUCCCUACCCUAACCUUACUCCCACUCAAUCACCCAUCCCCUCAAUGGUCUUUAGAAUAGAUUCUCAUCUGAUACUCUGCAGAAAUAUCUGUGAGACCAGGUAUAUGAGAGAGAGAGAGAGAGAGAGAGAGAGAGAACAAGGGCAGAAAACACUACAUAGGCCUGUAAGUCAGCACCAGCCAUUUUCUCUAAUGUGAGGAAACUGGAAUUCCUGGUGCUCAGUCCUUAGUGAUCCCAAUCCCAGAGCCAAAUCCUACGGCAUUCUAGGACCUCAGUGGUUUUGGUCCCUUCCCACUUCUCUUAAUUCCUCAUUUCCCCUUACCAUACCCCUCAAAAGAAACCACAGUAGUGUCUCCUUCACACACAUAACCUUGAUGCCCAACUGUUUUAAAGGAAGCCAGAAGCCUACAGCAUCCAAUGGACCAUGGGGUACCUGUCCUCUGAGCUUAGCCUAGAGGGCUCUUGGUCUUCCUGAGCCCUGUUGGAGGCUACUGUUUUACUAGCUAGGACAAGCUCAGCUAAUGAGGACACUCCCACCCCAAAUUCCAGUUCUUACAUGAUUUUAACCAUUCAACUUGCUGUUGGGUUUUAAUUCUCUAAUUAUUAUUAUUAUUAUUAUAUAUUUUUUUUUAGGACCAGUUGUAGUGAAUUGCUACUGAAAGCUAUCCCAGGUGAUACAGAGCUCUUUGUAAACCGCAGUCACACAUUAGGGUUAGAAUUAAACUUCGUUUAGAUGUACUAUAAUUAACUUGGCUAGUUGAUUGUUUGAAGUCUAUGGAAGAAAUAGUUUUAUGCAAAAAUUUAAAAAAUGCUAGUCUGGUCAGGAGGGUAAGAGAUUUCAAUGCUGUUGGGAGCCAGGAAGGUAGGAGAACCAGCAGGUAGGGGCCUUGUGUACUUUGGUUGUAUCACACAUGAGCAAGCCCAGAUUGACCUUGUGAUGUGAAUUAGUCUGAUCAGACUGUAUUAAAAACGCUAGUACCUUA